AUGACUACAAUCACAUCUAAAAUGAAGGAGGAGGUUCAAUCCUCUGCCUUGUCUGUUCGGUCCGAGAGCACUCUCUGCACACUGUCCGACACCAACUUCCAACCCUCCCGCAUCUUAACCGUAAAUGCACGCGGCAUCGGCGCCUUUCGUCUUCCAAUACCAUCACGACAAACCGAGAUCUUCAUAUACAAUUCCGACGCCACAGAGGCGUAUAUUUCCACCCGCGACAAAGUCUGCUCGGGCAAUGCGGUCCUGUCCCACCCUAAACGCGGAAAUCUCAUUCGGACCGAGUACUUCUUCGGACCGAACCGAGAUCCCGUCCUACAGUUGCUGCAAGCCGAGUCCGCGGAUGUGACAGUUUCAGGAAAAUGGACAUCACGGACUAUGCAGUUUACCAUGCCGGGAGGUGAACGGUUUGAAUGGGAAUAUGCGAAAGAGAAGAGAGCAGACGGACAGAAAGUGAGGCUGAUUGUUUUCCGCGCCGUCGAAGCGGAAAAGACACAGAGGAUCGCGCAGCUGGUCCGCGGGGCCGAUUCUCGUACUCCGGGGACGUCGAAGUGUUCCGCUGGGAAUGGUGGAGAGUUGCAGAUUGACGAGGCGGCGUUACAGUAUCAUGAGUUAGACGAAGCAGUCAUCGUUGCGACAUGUCUGGUCAUGUUGAAGCGGGAGAUGGACCGUCGGAGGAUGUUACAAUUCGCAAUGAUUGCAGGAGCAGCUGGCAGCUGA
This is a messenger RNA of Penicillium olsonii, 726 nucleotides long. NCBI's taxonomy places the organism in Eukaryota, Fungi, Ascomycota, Eurotiomycetes, Eurotiales, Aspergillaceae. The record is from the annotation of a GenBank genome assembly.